Molecule: messenger RNA, 2162 nt
Organism: Rhopalosiphum padi (bird cherry-oat aphid)
Lineage: Eukaryota; Metazoa; Arthropoda; Insecta; Hemiptera; Aphididae
Gene: Atac3
Product: transient receptor potential cation channel subfamily A member 1
Exons: 8
Coding region: 548-1909 (453 amino acids)
Biological process (GO): positive regulation of transcription by RNA polymerase II
Cellular component (GO): nucleus
Molecular function (GO): protein binding; transcription cis-regulatory region binding
Source: RefSeq, a predicted model, not a curated record
UACCGCUUAUCCAUUUUCUGUAACUCGUGGAAGUGGAAGUUAAACAGUACAAAACUGAAAACCGGCAACUGCUGCAUUUGCAAAUACUAAAUAGUGCAAGUGCAAAUGUGCAUAAGACCUAUGUAAGAAUUAACGAAUUAUUUUGAGAAAGAGAAAUACUGUUGUGUAUCUAUCAUCUCUUGUUCAGCAAUAUUUUCAAUCUAAUCAUGAUGCAUAUUUUGGCCAAGAAACCGCUAUUAUGUGCGGAGAUAAAUGUCUCAAUGGACAUGGCUAGGAAUGAGAAGAUUUUGAUUUAUCAGUAAUCGUGAUCAAUACCAAAAUAAUUUAUAAAAACUUAAAAAUAUUUUAUUGAUCAAGUUAUAAAAUCACCAUCUGAUAAAAAACUGUUAGUUGCUUGGUUAAUUUUCUAGAUACUUAUUCAAAUUUUUUUUAAAACAAAUGUAACAUCAAUUUAUAUGUAAUUUAUACAUUAUUUAUAAGUUAGGAAAAUAUUUGUUUCACCACUUGUCAACGUUAAACUAAUGGAAUUUAGAAAAAGGUUCUCAUAAUGAAUACGGAAAAGUUGUCAGCCAAAGAGAUAUUUUUUCAUUCAUGCGUAAACGGAGAUUUGAAUACAAUUAAAAUUAACUUGUUUCACAAUGUAUCACCAUUCAGCCUUGAUAAGUAUGGAAAUAAUGCUUUACACCUAGCUGCUAUGAAUAAUCAACCCAAAGUAUUGGAAUACUUACUAAAGACUGUCAAAACGUAUAAAAGUAACUUUCAGAAUAAAAUUGGACGUACUGCUUUAAAUAUUGCAGCCGCCCAAGGUGCAUAUGAAUGCAUUGAAGUUUUAUUGAACAGUUUUCACUGUGAUAUAAAUUCUACAGAUAAGAUUUUUUGCAAUAGUCCAUUACACUGGUGUGUUACAAGCAAAUGUAUCAAAGGUGUUAAAAAGUUAUUAGAUAUGGGAGCUGAUUUUACUUCUGUAAACAAAUUUGGUAAAACUCCCCUACAACUCGCCAAAACAACAUGUCCAGACAUUUUUCAGUUAAUAGAUAAUUUUAUCAAAAUUAAAAAUAAGGAUCAAUAUUUGCAGACAACUCCACAGAUUAAUAAUAAUAUUGGAACAAAAAUGAAAACUAUCUCAAAAUCAUCAAGUCCAUCACAAUUUAAAAUAACUAAUGAUAAAUCCAAAUCAAAUUCAAAUUCAAAAAUAUUUGAGAAGACUGUUGAUCAGCAAAGUGACAAUUGUGAAACAAUAUUAGGUCCUAAUUUGGCAUCUAAUAAUGGAGAUGAAUCAUUUUAUUUAGAUAUUUCAAAAUUAAAACAUGGCGAUAAUUCCGUUUUAAAAUUACUGGAAAAAUCUAUUGAACCAGUAGACGAAACUUCUUUUGUAUCAUCUAUUUUAAGUAGCGGAAAAGUUAUUCAGUUGACUGAAGCUGGUAUACUUGCUUUGGAAUACACAAAAAACGAAAUAAAUACUCCAAUUCCUGAUCAUCUUGUACAAAGUUUCUUGAACACAUCUCAACAGUAUAAGGAAAAUGAAAAUAAUCUUGAGAAUGAUAAUAUUGAAAAAGAUAAUGAAUUAAGUUCAAUAACAAUUGCCAAACGACUUAAAAGUCCACCGCCCUGCUCUAAAAGAUUUAAAUAUAAUGAAAGCACUAAAAUUACAGAGUUUGAAAGUUUAUUAGAUCAAUUGAGUUCUAAGUGUACUAAAACUGUACCUAGAGUUUAUAAUUCAAAUUCCUAUUGUCCGCAAAGUUCGUCAACUGCAGAAAGUAGUACAAUGAGAAAUAAUGAAGUUGUCAAAAAUCAAUUAGUAUGUGUAAACUCUGACAUUAAUGCACAACCCAAGUGGGUAGAUGAUCUGAUGUGUUUAUUGCAUAAAUUAGAUAAUUCAGAUACAGUGGAACACAAACAAAUUGAUUAAGCUUAAAUAAUAUUGUCAUUUCUUAAUAGUAAUUAAUAAGUUCCUACCAUUUUUGUCAUUCCUACAUUAUUAUUAUAAAUUAUUGUGCCAAUAAGCAAAAUUUUUUGUGUCUAACAACUUGUGUGGUAUAUAAUUUGUAAAUAAACAAUUACCUGUCUACAAAAUAUGACUUAGGUUCCAAAAAACAGCUCAGAACAUUAUUACAUUAUUUGUUAUUAUUUUUAUGAUUAAUUUUAAAUUGUUUUAAGUUCUA